AUGCCUGCAUAUGCGCACGCGCCGUAUUCAGGGCAAAUCUUUACUCCUAUCUUGGAGAGCCACCCCGUUUCAGAUGAUGAAAGUAUCCACUAUGUAGCCAAUAGUGGGUAUGCGGGCUCCCCUUUCGACUUUCCACGCUCGCCAAGUCUGGAGAUGUCUUCGCGGCCGGCGCCCGAAGUUAUCGGGUUCGACCCAGCCACUGGCUCUGAUGGCACAAAAUUAUCAGUCCAAAUACAGUCGACUUCCGACCUUCUCAGCCCCAUUCCGUGGACUUUCACUUUGAUUUUGGGAUCUUCUCAUUGCGAAUGCUCCAUUACGUCUCUGAGCGUCGAGAGUACCUUGUUCCGCUACGCGCUUACGGCCAACGCCCCUUCAUUUUCGUCAACAGAGUCGACAUCUCUUACGAUUCCGGUCCAAUUAUUAAUGGAGGAUCCUGACGGUCCCACGACUCAUAUGGCACAAGUCGGUACUUUCAGAUACGAGCAGUCUCUUGAUACAAUCUCUCCAGGGUCUCGGAAGAGAAGAAUGUCUUGUGGCUCAGAUGGUACCUCAGCUUCAAACAACUCGGUGUCGGUGAAACACGCACGAAUUAAAGAUAGCCCCAGAAGCUCGGUCUAUGCGGAGAGUCUGUCUGCAUCCCCCUAUUCUCCGUAUCUGCCUACCCCAGCCUCGAUGACUGCAUAUCCCGCCAGCAACCAGCGUGUUUCGUCACCGUUUCCCCAGCUUGAUGUGUAUAACAGCAUUUCUCAAUCAAGGGUCAAGGCACCGUCCCCUCUCGCAUCAUCCUGGAGUCCAUCUUUCCCGGAUAGCGCGGUUGCGGAUUUCAAUCCCCGAUACAACAUGACUUCAGUGUCUCAGACUCCGGAUCUCCCAUUAUCUGUCAGGGCUGGCCAGAAUCCGACCCUCAUCCGGACCUCCACAAUCCAACAGUCGCUCGCAGGGUCGGGAUGCACGACUUCCAACCAGUCGUUUAACCCGUAUGCGAUGUAUCCAUCGAAGGCAGUCCUCAAGCUUAAUGGUGACCUCGACUCCAUGACAGAAAACUGGACCAAGGACGAACAGGAUGUUCAAAGACGACUUGUGCAAUUCACACGUCAUCAGACUGGCAGCACCAUUCAUGCUGACUUCAAGCCUGUGGCACCAGCCGAUCGAGUUCCCAACAGCAUUUGCAUUAGUUGCAUCUACUGGGCUGGCAAAAAGGAGUGCUUUGUUACCAGUGUUGACACCAUCUACCUUCUCGAGUCGCUUGUCGGUGUCAGGUUUACCGUGGAAGAGAAAAAUCGCAUUCGAAGAAACCUAGAAGGUUUCCGUCCGAUGACUGUGUCAAAGGCCAAGCCUGAAAGCGAAGACUUUUUCAAGGUUAUCAUGGGAUUCCCGAAUCCAAAGCCGAGAAAUAUUGAGAAAGAUGUGAAAGUGUUUCCAUGGAGAAUUCUUGCCCAUGCCUUGAAGAAAAUCAUUGGGAAAUAUUCCGCCAGCUAUUCCUCCACGGCUGGGGCUCUGCAAACGCCGCUUGGGUCUAAUUAUCCCGUCAACUCGAACGCCAAUGGAAAUGUUGAAUACCAUACUCGAACCUCACCUUCCAUCGUGGAUGUGACCAGCUGUGCUCCUGGCGUGCCUUCUCAUUUCCGUGCUGCGUACGGACAUCAUCACAUCCCCGGGACGGGGCCUAUUCGCGUUGUGGUUCCUUCAACUGACGGGCAACAUGCCAGCUAUCACUUCCCGCGCGGCCAGCCUCGCCAAGCUCCGUCGCCGUCCAUGGUUCCUCGGCACGCCUCGUUUGAUUUCGAUGCAUUUGUCAACAAUAGUUCGGUUGCUUCUACGCCUACGAUGCCUCAGGAUCUGACUUACUCCUUCCCUGGAAAUAUUUCAGUUGGCCGGGACACUGUUCCGUCGCCCUACUCUCUGGGCCUUCAGACCAGUGGUGUAUAG
Uncinocarpus reesii 1704 is the source of this 1929-nucleotide messenger RNA. RefSeq lists its product as uncharacterized. Bases 1 to 1929 code for a protein of 642 amino acids. The transcript has 2 exons. NCBI's taxonomy places the organism in Eukaryota, Fungi, Ascomycota, Eurotiomycetes, Onygenales, Onygenaceae. The record is from RefSeq and is a predicted model, not a curated record. Gene Ontology annotation, cellular component: nucleus.